Messenger RNA from Zophobas morio, 1630 nucleotides. Its product is annotated as atlastin-like. NCBI's taxonomy places the organism in Eukaryota, Metazoa, Arthropoda, Insecta, Coleoptera, Tenebrionidae. The record is from RefSeq and is a predicted model, not a curated record. Bases 108 to 1583 code for a protein of 491 amino acids. Gene Ontology annotation, molecular function: GTPase activity; GTP binding. Gene Ontology annotation, biological process: protein homooligomerization; endoplasmic reticulum organization. The transcript is spliced from 9 exons.
UAGUACUUCAAAACAAAAGGGUUUUCCAUUUCGCUAACGUAAGUGAAAGUUUCGUUAAAAGUGAUCUUAUUUGAUAGUUUAAGUGAGCUUCACUCAUCCAAUUUAAAAUGACCGCAAUCGCGCGAAAAAUCGUCGACCUUAGCGGCGACACCAAAAUCACCACCAACGUUGACGUUCUUUCGGAAAUCUUCAAUCACCCGGACCUCAAAGACAAACAAGUGUGUGUGGUUUCAAUCACCGGUACUUUCCGCCAAGGAAAGUCGUUCCUCCUCAAUUUCCUAUUGCGAUACUUAAACCUGAAGUACAAGAGCAAAUCACUAUCGUCCGAAAAGUGGUUAUCGGCUGACGGCGGUGACCUUUCCGGGUUUGCGUGGCGGUGCGGAAGCGAGAGACACACAACUGGGAUUUUGAUGUGGUCGGAAAUUUUUCUGGCAAAACUACCGUCGAACAAAGAGGUUGCUAUAGUACUCAUGGAUACGCAAGGAACGUUUGAUAAUAAAACCACCAGGCACCAUUGUGCAGCUAUUUUCGCUAUUAGUACUCUAAUCAGUUCGGUACAAAUCUACAACCUCAGGAACCAAAUCAAUCAGGCGGAUCUCGAACACUUGGAAUGCUUUUCAGGGUAUGGUCAACUCGCGAUGGAUCAAAGUUCGCGCGAAGCGCCUUUCCAGAAUCUUUGUUUUUUGAUAAGGGAUUGGCAGUACCCGUUUGAGGCCAGCUAUGGUACUGAAGGGGGCCAACACUAUUUGGGUCAGUUUUUGAACGCUGCAGAGCAACCAGAAGAACUGAGGAAGCAGAACGAGAACAUUAAAAGACUUUUCAAAAAUAUCAAUUGUUGUUUGUUGCCGCAUCCGGGGGGGAAAGUUGCCACAAAUCCCUCGUUUCAAGGACAACUAGAAGAAAUCAGUGAAGAGUUUCUUCAAACCGUCGAAGCUUUUGUUCCUUCCAUUUUAGCGCCAGAGAAGCUGGUUCCAAAAACGGUGAACGGGGAGACAAUCAAACUUGGAGAUUUGGCACAUUUUAUUCAAAGUUAUUGUCAAAAUUUUAUGAAUGACGAUAUACCCAAAUUGGAAUCUAUGUACAUGGCCACUUCCACUGCACACUACAAAGUGGUACUAACAGAAGCCCAACAACUAUACCAAAAUACCAUGAACCUUUUAGUCAAUGAGACUUCAGACAUUUUGGCUGAUGUCAACUUGCAAGCACACCACACAUUAAAAAAAUCAGAAGCUAUCGACUACGUCAAAAGCAAAAAUAUUAUGGGAGACGAAGAAAUAAAGAGGGCGUCUCUUGCAAAACUGAGUCACGAUUUGGAUGAAAUGUUCCUAUCUUAUAAAAAACUCAACCAAAUUAAAAUACAAAGAAAAAAGGAUCUUGACAAGUUUAAUAAUGAUCUUCAGUCCACGAAACAACAGUUUGACAACAAAUUGGAAAACUAUCAAGGGAUUAUCAAACAACAGGCAAGCACCAUCGAACAAUAUUGUAAAACUCAACAAGAACUCCAGCAGCAAGUAGGAAAUCUGGUUAAUCAAGUUAACAACAGACCUAAAGAACAAGUACCACUUAUCUGCAGUGUCAUGUAAAUUUGUAGAGUUUCAUAGUCUUGAAUAAAUUUUUUAAAACAACCAAA